Messenger RNA from Neospora caninum, 3036 nucleotides. Its product is annotated as Oocyst wall protein 6, related. The record is from RefSeq and is a predicted model, not a curated record. NCBI's taxonomy places the organism in Eukaryota, Apicomplexa, Conoidasida, Eucoccidiorida, Sarcocystidae. The transcript is spliced from 6 exons. Bases 1 to 3036 code for a protein of 1011 amino acids.
AUGAGCUUCCAGUGCCCGCCAGACUACGACCUUGUCUUCAACAAGUGCCAGAAAAAAGUUAUUCGGCCCCCCAUGCCUUCCUGUCCGUAUGGAUCCUAUAUGAAUGAAGACGGCAACUGCAUUUCUGUCGACAAAGUCCCCGCAGAGAGAACCUGUCCUGCCGGCUACCAACCCUACGAGAAAGGCUGCCUGCGCCGGGACUUGAUCCAGGCAGUUCCGUUCUGCCCUACGCACGCUUUCCAGUUGUUCCAACACGGAUCCGAGUCGGAGUGCAUUAAACUGACCGAAACGGAACCGCUUUUAACGUGCAAAGAAGGCGUUUUCGACGCCACUCUCGCCCUCUGUGUUUCCCACGGUGCCGAGGACCCGGCAGUGUCUUGUCCACCCGGCUUCGAACUCAACGCCGAGCAGGUUCCCCUUCAGUGCGAGCGGCGACUGCUCGUCGAUCCCGUUCCCGUCUGCGAAGAAGACUGGGAGCUCUCGCCAGACCCAGCGACGGGUAUUUUGGAGUGCAUUUCCAAGCGGAAACCGCCUCCCGUUCUGGUGUGCCCAGACGGCGACUCCCGGCUGGUCGACGAGGCAUGCGUCCGGGAAACCCUCUCCGACCCGACACCCGCCUGCCCCGCCGGAUUCGUCUACAGCCGGUGGGACGACAUGUGCCGUCGCGUCCAGGCCAACGCGGCGACUCCGAUCUGUCGAGAAGGCUGGAAAUUCAUCAAGGAAACGGGAAAGUGCACGCUCGAGGAAGAACCCACCUACCUGUGUCCCGGAGACACGGACGAGGACCUCCAGACUCUGCAGCCGGAAAGCAAGGAUGGAGGAGCGCAAAGCUGGUGGCCGGAGAAAAACGGCGAGCGAGCCGAACAAGAAGAAGACUCCGACCCUUGGAAAGCUGCAGGUGCCUUCACAAGGGGACGUGUCUGGGACACUGGCUUCCGAGCGAUGCAGCAGGCCGCGUUUUCGGAGCGACGCGCCCCGGGAAUGGGGAACUUCGAGACGGAAGGCAAAGCCCGGACGGUCCAGGGCCAAGCCAAGGAGUGCGCAACUGUUGAGGUGCGCCCGCCAGAACUGGGCUGCGAAAAUGGAGAGUUAGUAUCCCUGUUUGCCCUCGAAGAGCACCGAGGCACGGCGGCCGCACACGCUUCGCCGUCGCGUCUCCCUGAUAACAUCCACGGCUUUCCUUCGGCCCUUUCGGCAGAGGAUCUCGAUACUCCGUCGCCUGUCUUCGAGGAAACCCGUUCCUCGCCUUCCUCCGACUCCGGAAAAGGGCCAGCCCGUAAGCAGCACUUUGCCUCCCCAGACACUCUUGCCGCCGAAGACCUGUUCUCUGAUGCUUUUCCUGGUUCCUCUCCGUCGACUGCGUCUUCGUUUGAUGAAGGGGAACAAAAUUCAGCGUUUCCCUCGCGCCUGAAGAUGCUGAACCUUCGGCGGCCGCUCGGGGGCCUGGGGCGUGGCUCGGGGAGUUCGGGGACCGAAGACGAGCGAAAAGAGAGAGAGCAGAGGGACAAACGGGCGAAGCGAGACGAGGUCGGGGAAGCGCUGGCGUCCCCGGACAGCGCGCCUCCCUCGGCUGUCGAAGGCGAGACUCUGGAGCAGCGGGGCGAGGCGAAGGUCUCGCCUGAGACCGGAAGGAAACGGGCCCUCUCGUCCCCCAUUGGCGCCCCAGGCCCGCGCCGAGGCGGGCAAGUGGGGGACAGCGACGCGGGUCGUGAAGCGAGACGCCUGGAGGCGAGCGACGAGGGCGCUGGUCAGAACUCGGAGCCUCACGAGUCUCAGACGAAGCGACAGGAGCGGAAAUGGCCCCCCACUCUUCUCGACUCCCCGUUCCAACUUUCGUCCUCAGACCGGUGGAAACGUUCGCAGCCUCUCAAAGGCUCCGGAAGUUUCGUGUCGCAUUCCCGAGACGGUCGCUCGCCGUCCGGGACCUCGACGUCGUCCAGUUCGGUUUCCAAGACGGCGGAAGCACACACGCCUCAGGCCCCCCUGCCGCUUCACCGCUCUCCGCCCCCGUCUCGGCAGCUGUCGUCUUUGUUCGAAUCGCCACAAAAGGCGGCGUGGGUCUCGCCUCAAGGGGAGGCUCUCCGCGAACGCGCAGGACACGCGCCCUUUUCGUCCGCGUUCACUAAGGCGACCGAGUCUGGCCUCGUCUGCAGAGAGCACAUCGUCGUCGCGCCGACCGUCCUGCCGGGAGAAUGCUCGCAGAAUGGCUCGGCACCUCGAGGGCGGGGAAAGGAAGGGCUGGGGGCGAGGGAGGAGUGUGUCGAAGUCCGCACGAAGAAGCCGAUUCUCAGAUGCCCCUCUGGUCAGGUUGUCGAUGAUCUUUUUUUCACACCUCGCUGUGAACAAGUGGACGUCGAACCCGUCACUCUCGUCUGCGCCGACGGCUCGCCGCCUUCGUCUCCUCCGCACUCAGCAGGGCCUUCGUCGGCGGCCUUUGGCGACGCGCGAUGUAUGCGCAAAGAAUUCGCGCCGAGCGUCGCCCUCUGCAGCGAGGGGUCGGAGCUCCAGGCAGCGACUGGCAAGUGCGUCUUGACGCUGAAAGAGACCCCGGGCUGGACCUGCCCGACUGGGUACCGGCUGCCAGAACGCGAGUUGCCUCCCCAGAGCGCCAGGGAGAUUGUCGCCCCACACCUGGGCUCCCGAAAAGGAGACAGCGCGUCUCCGCUGGUCGUGGGCGCGCCCCUUCCCGCUGUCCAGGCUGGCUUCUGUGAGCGCCUCGAGUACGCGAAUGUGCAGUUUAUCUGUCCGGUCGGAUUUGGAAGAGAGAAGGACAAGAAAACCAAGGAGUGGGUUUGCGUGGCCGACAAGGCAGUUCCUUCCACACGCCUCUGCGCCUCGGGAUUCUUCCUCGAGGGCGACGUGUGCGUGAUGCAUCUGACCAUGGCGCCUUCCCUCGUCGACCAAGACGGCAGGCCGUUCCCCUGCGUCACGCGCGGGGACGGGACGAACUCGUGCGGGCAUGCCGCCGACUGGCAGGGGGCCUUGGGAGUCCCCGAAAAUGAAGCAUCCGGACUGAAGAAAACCGGAAAACUUUGA